CGGCACCAAGUGUCGAUCGCAGCCGAGAAACAACUCGGUAGAAAAAAAAAAUCCUCAUUACCCAGUGCUCACAUUCACACGAGUGAUAUAAACAAAGUUGAAUCAGCAGUGCACCUUUUAAUUUAAAAAACACCCUGUUCCCCUUUCCAAUCACACCGGAGGAUUGCUCCAGUAUAAAUCCAACGUUUGUGUUGUGUUGUGUGCAGUGUGAGUGCGAGUAUUACUCCAAUCGAAGAAGAAUCAGUAAAUGAAAAAGAUCAAAACGAUCAAAAAGAUAAGGUAAAAAUUAAACGGGAUAAAAUAAUAAGUAAAAAUAAAACGCCAGGAAGUCAAUAAUAAAAUAGUGGAUGAGGGCUGCGGGUGAUUACGGCUCCUCAAGUCCAUUGCUAUCGCCGAGUGUGUCAAUAAAUAAGUGGAUUGUUUAAUGAUUUUGUUGGUAGGGAAUGUGAGGGGUUGGGAAAAGCUGAGAAUAUUGAUAAUAAUUUUAGCGUGAGUGUGUGCCGGUGCAAAUGCAUGACGGAUCAUGGUCACUGCGUCCGGCCCUACAGGGAUCCUAGCGGGACGCCCUACUGCAUCAACGGCACAGUCACAGCAGCAAAAUGGCACUCACGAUUCAAAAAAUAUUCGAACAAUCGAUGACCAUGAUAGACGUAGACACCAGUCUGAUUUAUAUGUCAGACCCAGUUGGGCUGAUGCAGAAAUUGCAUUGGAUCAAAUCAUCAAGGGGAAGGCUGAGGGUCAAAGGUCGGCCAUUUGGAUUCGUGGCAAGCUGCAGGACGAAUUGAACCAAUUGGGAUAUUUUACUCAGAGGCACGCGGGCAAGGUUCUUUUUGUAGCGGUAUUAUUAUUAGCUACAUUUUGCAUUGCACUGAAAUCCAUCCAGGUGCAUAGCAAAGUCGAACAGCUGUGGAUACAAGAUGGAGGCAGACUGCAGCAAGAACUGACAUACGUAUCGGAGGCCCUCGGUGAAUCAGCAAUCUCCAUUCAUCAGCUCAAUCAGCUGGUAAUACAAACGCCGAGGCACUCGGGGGGAAAAAUGUUGCAUUCAGCUGCUCUGAAGGACCACUUAGCAAUGUUGAAGAGUGCGACGCAAGUUACAAUCGAUAUGUACGAAACCACGUGGGGUCUCAAAGAAUUGUGUCAUGGACCGAGUAUACCGAAUCUUGAUCUUGAGAACAGCAUUAACCAGAUUUUUGAGAAAAUUAUACCCUGUGCCAUUAUUACACCUCUGGACUGCUUUUGGGAGGGGAGCAAACUUAUGGACAAUACCGUUCAUAUUCCAUACAAUUCGAAGCCACUCCAAUGGACUAGUCUCAACCCGUCUUCUCUUGUGGAGCAGAUGAAGGAUUUUCACAUAACUUUUCCAUUCAAAACCCUCGAGGAUUACAUGAAACGAGCAGGAAUAACAAAUGGCUACCAGAGUAAACCUUGCCUCGAUCCGUAUGAUCCUGAGUGCCCGAACACAGCACCAAACAAGAAUUCACGUCAGCUUCCAGAUAUCGGUUACGAAUUGACUGGCGGUUGUUACGGUUACGCAGCGAAUUACAUGCACUGGCCAGAGGAACUGGUGGUUGGUGGUGGUGAACACAACGAAAACGGUUACCUAAAACGCGCUGCGGCCCUUCAAUCAGUCGUUCAGCUGAUGGGUGAGCACGAAUUCUACAAUUACUACCGAAAUCACAUGAAGACCGAGCGGAUAGAAUGGACGAUGGACAAAGCCUCCUUGAUAAUGGAAACGUGGCAGCGAGCAUUUAGCGAUCAAGUGAGACGCCACUUGAAUUCAUCUGGUGCUUCAGCCCUCUACAACUCUUACACCUUCAGUACAAUAACGAUGAAUGACAUUCUAGGAAAGUACAGUCAAUUCUCCAUAAUGAACAUUGCUAUUGGCUGUGGCCUAGUCCUCAUCUACUCAUCCGUUGUUCUUCUGAGGUGGAAGGAUCCUGUGAGAUCCCAAGCAGGAAUUGCUGUUGCUGGUGUUGUUCUUGUUUGUGCAACAGUAGCUGCAGGCCUGGGCUUCUGUGCAAUACUCGGAAUUCCCUUCAAUGCAAUCACAACCCAAAUCGUUCCCUUCCUUGCUCUUGGCCUUGGUGUUCACGAUGUAUUCCUUCUGACUCACACGUACGCUGAAUUAGCAGUUAAUGAAGUACCGAGUAGUGAGCAGACUGGAGUCGUUCUAAAAAGAACUGGAAUGUCUGUCUUCUUGAAAGGAGUGAGUAAUGUCACGGCGUUCUUUGCUGCUUCAAUAAUUCCAAUCCCAGCGCUAAGAGUCUUCUCUCUGCAAGUUGGAGUUCUCAUUCUUUUCAAUUUGGCUGCUAUGCUCGUCGUGUUUCCCGCUAUGAUCAGCAUUGAUCUGAGAAGACGAAGGUACGGGAGAUUCGAUAUCUUCUGCUGUUACUUACCCGCCACCUCGGAGGAUAAAAAUCGAACGGUGAAUCAUCGUUCUACUUCGGGGCGAUCGAACAGAAAAGAGAUUCACUCGGAAAUUCUCUCGAAACGAAGUGACAGAUAUGAGUCAUGGGUGGGGGGCACCACCGCCGAUCAGGAUAAUGAUAAAUACAAUUCUGAAGAGGACACUUUAACUGGUUGCACGCAAGAUGAAUGUUUGACGUUCUCAUUAACAAAGUUCGCUGCUAAACAUUAUGCCCCAUUCGUCACCAAACCGACCACCAAGGUCUUUGGAAUUUUGAUACUCUUUGUUGUCUUAUCUGGUAGUGUUUGGCAGGCUAUCAAGGUUGAAGACGGAUUGGAUCUGACUGAUUUGGUUCCCCAGGGCUCUGACGAACACGCUUUUUUGACAGCGCAGACAAAGUACUUUGGAUUCUACAAUAUGUGGGCCAUCACUGGAAGAGACUUUGAUUAUCCGAACAAUCAGAAGUUGUUGCAUGAGUAUCAUGAAGCCUUUAUGAGAGUCAAUAGGGUUAUAAAGAAUGACGAUGGUGGUUUGCCCAAGUUUUGGCUGGAGUUUUUCAGGGAUUGGUUGAGAAAUCUCCAAAAUGCUUUUGACAAGGAUUAUAAAGACGGUUGCAUUACGCAAGAGAGAUGGUACAAAAAUGCGAGUGACGAAGCCAUUUUGGCGUACAAAUUACUGGUGCAGACUGGACACGCUGAUAAUCCUGUGGAUAAGACUCUUCUGACACAAGUGAGGUUCGUGGAUUCUGAUGGGAUUAUCAAUCCAAGGGCGUUUUACAAUUACUUGAGUGCUUGGGUUCACAAUGACAUUCUCGCUUAUGAAAGCAGCCAAGCUAAUCUCCGACCUCAGCCAAGGACUUGGAUCUUUGCUAGAGACGAUGAGGAUCUCAAGAUCCCCAAGAGUUUACCUCUAACUUAUGCACAGAUGCCAUUUUUUUUGCACAAAUUGACGGAUACUACUGCUAUCACUGAACUCAUCAGCAGCAUUAGGAGCAUUUGCAAGAGAUUCGAGGAGAAGGGACUUCCCAAUUUUCCGUCAGGAAUUCCUUUCGUCUUUUGGGAAUACAUGGAUUUAAGAAGAUGUUUGGGAAUUGCUCUUGUUUCGGCACUGGGUGUCAGUGUCAUUGUCAUGGCAAUUGUACUGUUAAAUCUGUGGGCUGCUCUGCUAGUUGGCACUUCCUUGGCCGGAGUUGUACUCCAGUUGGCGGGAAUUAUGAGAUUGGUGGGGAUGAAACUCAAUGCUGUCCCUGCUGUUUUGCUGGUUGUCAGUGUGGGAAUCGCUGUUCACUUCAGUGUUCACAUUUGUUUGAGUUUCAUAACGAGUGUUGGUAGCAGAGAUCGUCGAGUACGUCUUGCAAUAGAGCACAUGUUUGCCCCAAUAAUUCACAGUGCCCUGACAACAGCCCUCACAGUGGGGAUGCUGGCAUUUUCCGACUUUGAAUUCAUAGUCAGAUACUUUUUCCUGAUUCUCAUCUGCCUGAUCGGAAUUGGAACCGCCAAUGGACUGUUCUUCUUCCCAAUCUUGCUGUCACUGGUGGGACCAUCACCAGAAGUUAUUCCUCAUGAACAUCCAGAUCGAAUAUCAACGCCCACACCACCAGCCUCACCUGUCAUUCGAAGAUCAAAGCCUCCUGCACCUCCCAGGAGGCCCCAUAAAAUUGAUAGUUCAAGAAUUCAGUCGAAACCCUCAUUAACAACUAUUUCUGAAGAGCCAAAUUCACUCAACAGUACGCAAGACUCAUGCAGUGCUCAGCCAGAGGUGAAGGUUGAAGCUACCACAACACGUGGAAAUCAGAACUGCGGCGGUUCUGAUACGAGCGGUUCUAGUCGAACAUCACCAGUGCCGUCCACAUUACAUCAUCGUCCACAUCACACAUGGAGUGUUCAUUUCGAUAGUGACAGGGUCACUUUGGACAGUGAUCUUGUCACUGUGCAAGUUCACACCGCACCCACAAGUGGAGUGGAUCGUGGUGAAAAAUGCCGGCAUUCGUCCUCAAGUAGCAGACGCUCAUCACGGUGUAGUGCAAACAUUAAUACGUCAGAGUCAUCGAGUUCGAGUUCUGAGCCGGAUAUUGACAAUGGUAAUGCCAAACACUGACAAUAAUGUAUACCGGGACGACCGGCAGCUACUGCUCAAGUACCACGCGAAGCGGGAAAACACAGAAGGCUGACUAGGUUAAUUUUUCAAAUUUAAUCUCUUUAUCCCUGUCUUUUUUUUACCCCCAAAAAUAUUGCAAGUUGACGCGGUUCUUUUGAUCGUUCAAUUUACUUACUGAUAACAAAAAAAAUGUAUUAUAAUCCAAAAGAAAUGGAUUCUAGGAUUUCGAGUGAAUUGUUAAGAAAUGAAAGAACAAAUUUCUCAAUGAAAAGGAGAAUUAUAUAAUUUCUUGAAAAUCAUAAUUUCAAGUAUUCUCAAGGGAUUGUUUCCCCUGUUCUUUUGCAGAUCGAACUGUAAAAUGUUCGUCUUUUGUACUUAGAUAACAAACUGCAUUUUAUGCAUUUUAUUAGGCACAUUCGGUAAUAAUCGUAAAAUGUGCCAAAUGAAAAUAUGUAAAUGAAAUUUUUUUAAUGACUUGAAAUGAUCAGAGACAGCUGAUUAAAUAAUGAGCAACAAAUGUAUACGGAAAUUAAUGUAUUCUUCGUAUUUUGUCUUUGAUGGGUUGUGUAAGACAAGAAAUUGUACAUAGAAUUUCUUCAAUUGUUAAGAAGAGCGGAAAAAUGAACAAAAAAUGAAAACGUUGAGUUCAUGAACAAAAAACUAGUUGAAUUCGUUACCAAGUGAAUUAUUGGCUUUUUUGUGAGUUGAGAAGCCUUUGAAAUGGUUCAUUAGUCACGUGAAAAUAAAAUUAUAUUUUACGCUUUUUUAAAGGAUUUUGUACUCGAGUAUUUUAAUACUUUUUUCUUCAUGUUCUUGUGAAGAUUUCUUAUUAAAAAUUUUUAUUGAAUUCCUUUAUACAUUUU
Fopius arisanus is the source of this 5370-nucleotide messenger RNA. It is a transcript of the gene ptc, whose product is annotated as protein patched. The record is from RefSeq and is a predicted model, not a curated record. Gene Ontology annotation, biological process: negative regulation of smoothened signaling pathway. Lineage: Eukaryota; Metazoa; Arthropoda; Insecta; Hymenoptera; Braconidae. Gene Ontology annotation, cellular component: plasma membrane. Gene Ontology annotation, molecular function: smoothened binding; hedgehog family protein binding; hedgehog receptor activity. The transcript has 10 exons. Bases 524 to 4507 code for a protein of 1327 amino acids.